This is a messenger RNA of Condylura cristata (star-nosed mole), 6205 nucleotides long. RefSeq names its product ATM interactor (gene ATMIN). Gene Ontology annotation, cellular component: nucleus. Gene Ontology annotation, molecular function: transcription cis-regulatory region binding; DNA-binding transcription factor activity, RNA polymerase II-specific. Gene Ontology annotation, biological process: regulation of transcription by RNA polymerase II. The coding region runs from base 13 to 2472 and encodes 819 amino acids. The record is from RefSeq and is a predicted model, not a curated record. The transcript has 4 exons. NCBI's taxonomy places the organism in Eukaryota, Metazoa, Chordata, Mammalia, Eulipotyphla, Talpidae.
GGAGUGGGAGCCAUGGCGGCUUCUGAGGCGGCGGCGGCGGCGGGGCCCGCGGCUGUGGCCUCGGGCGCCUCGGCUGUCUCGCCGGCCGCCGCCGCCUCGGGCCGGUGGGAGCCUCCCGGACGGCUGAGGGGUAGCCGCCCUCGACCCACGACCGGGAGGCAGCAGCCGCCCACGAGUCCGGCACCUCCGGCCCGGGAGCUGAUCCAGCCGUCGGUGAGCGAGCUGUCCCGGGCGGUGCGGACCAACAUCCUGUGCACCGUGCGCGGCUGCGGCAAGAUCCUGCCCAACAGCCCCGCGCUCAACAUGCACCUGGUCAAGAGCCACCGUCUGCAGGAUGGCAUAGUAAAUCCAACAAUAAGGAAAGAUUUGAAAACAGUACCGAAAUUCUACUGUUGUCCAAUUGAAGGAUGCCCCAGAGGUCCUGACAGGCCAUUUUCUCAAUUUUCUCUCGUAAAACAGCACUUUAUGAAAAUGCAUGCUGAGAAGAAGCAUAAAUGUAGUAAGUGCAGCAAUUCCUAUGGCACUGAGUGGGACUUGAAAAGACACGCAGAGGACUGUGGCAAGACUUUCCAGUGUACAUGUGGCUGUCCCUAUGCCAGUAGAACUGCAUUGCAGUCCCACAUCUACCGAACUGGCCAUGAAAUCCCCGCAGAGCACAGGGAUCCACCUAGUAAGAAAAGGAAAAUGGAAAACUACCUGCACAACCAGAAGUUGUCCAGUAAGACCCUUGAGACAUUGAACAACCAACCAACCCCAAGAACAGACACUCAGGAACUGGAAACCUCAGAAAUCAAGCUAGUUGCUUCUUUUGAAGACUCCUGCAGCUCUAAUGCCAGAAAGCAGACUCUUACAACACCACCAAGAUAUCCUCAGAAGUUGCUUCUACCAAAGCCCAAAGUGGCCUUGGUUAAACUGCCAGUGAUGCAGUUUUCUCCUAUGCCCGUCUUUGUGCCUACAGCUGACCCCUCAGCCCAGCCUGUGGUGUUAGGUGUUGAUCAUCAGGGCUCGGCCCCAGGUGCUGUGCACUUACUUCCCUUGUCAGUAGGAACCCUGUUCCUUGGCCUGGAUUCAGACACUUGCUCUCUGAAGGAGAGCCUCCCUCUUUCAAAAAUUGUAACCCCUGUUGCUGUUGAGCCGAUUAGUACAGGUGUUCAAGUAAACUUGGGUAAAAGUCUGUCUGAUCCUUUACAAGAACUAGGGAAUGCAUGUCAAAAGAACAGCAUUUCUUCAAUCAAUGUCCAGACAGAUCUUUCUUAUGCCUCCCAACACUUUAUACCUUCUUCACAGUGGGCUAGCCCUGAUUCCUCUGUAUCAUCUUGUUCUCAAACUGACUUGACUUUUGGGUCUCAAGUGUCCCUUCCUAUUAGUGUUCAAACACAAACAUUUUUGCCCAAUUCUAAGGUAACUUCAACUAUAGCUGCUCAGACGGAUAUGUUUAUAGAUGCUUGUCUCCAGUCAAGUGGGGUCUCCAGAGAAACUCAAACCAGUGGACUACAAAGUCCAGCUGAUGACCGGGUUCAGAUGGACCAAGCUGUAAUGUGUGGAGACAUUUUUGAGACUGUCCAUUCAUCAUAUGGUGUCUCUACAGACAAUAUCAUAAACAACAGCUUAGUAGCAGAGACUGGAACUCACAGUUUGGUACCUCAGAACGACCCUAAGACUUUAAAUCAAGAUAUUGAGAAAUCUGCAGCGAUUAUAAACUUCAGUGCACAGAAUAAUAUGCUUCCUUCACAGAACAUGACAGAUAAUCAGACCCAAACCAUAGACUUAUUCAGUGAUUUAGAAAACAUCUUGUCAAGUAAUCUGCCUACACAGACAUUAGACAAUCGCAGUCUUUUGUCUGACACAAAUACUGGGUCAGACACCCAGCUCCCAUCUGGUCCUACCCAGAACCCUGCAAUUGAUUUUGAUAUUGAAGAGUUCUUUUCGGCCUCCAAUAUUCAGACUCAAACUGAAGCAAGUGAGCUUGGCGCCAUGACCACAGAGCCAGCCUUGGAAUCACUGGACAUAGAGACCCAAACUGACUUCUUACUUGCCGACACUUCUGCCCCAUCCUACAGCUGUAGGGGAAAUUCUAACUUCUUAGGCCUUGAGAUGUUUGACACACAGACACAGACAGACUUGAACUUCUUUUUAGACAGUAGUCCUCAUCUGCCUCUGGGGAGUAUUUUGAAACACUCCAGCUUCUCCAUGAGUACUGAUUCUUCUGAUACAGAGACCCAAACAGAAGGAGUCUCCGCUGCUAAAAAUGUACCUGCUCUCGAAAGCAAAGUUCAGUUGAACAGUACUGAAACACAGACCAUGAGUUCUGGCUUUGAAACGCUGGGGAGCUUGUUCUUCACCAGCAAUGAAACCCAAACAGCAAUGGAUGACUUUCUUCUAGCUGAUUUGGCCUGGAACACGAUGGAAUCUCAGUUUAGCUCAGUAGAAACCCAGACAUGUGCAGAACUGCACACGGUUUCCAACUUCUAACAGUGGAGUUUACAGAUUGCUUCUAGAGCAGUGUUCACUCUUGAAUGUAGUUGAUGAUACAGUUGCUUCAAUUCAUUGCUGUUCAUUGCCUUUUGUACUUGUAAACAUGAAAUCUGUGUAUAAAUGUGAGUGUAUUAUAAAGUGUAAGAUACUGAUAUAAAAAUAAUUGUUUUUGUGUUGCCUACAUUUGUCCUUUCACAGCCAGUUGUCCUAUAUUUGAAAAAAAGAAAAAUUUCACAUCUUUAAAGCCCAUCUAGCCGUUUAGAUGAAGCCAAGCUUACUGGGUAAAGGAAUACAAACUUUUCAAUUCUUUUAAAAAAUUGUAGUCUGUUCUGCACUUAAGUUGCAACUGAAGUAUUUUUGACAGUACUUAUUAGAAGUUCCUGCUUCCUGAUAGUAACAUCUAAUGCCAUCUGAUGUGACCCUUGCUGAUUAUAACACCAGAGCUCAGAGGGGCUGGAACUCGGUCAGCCUGCACCUUCAUCUGCUAUGACAUCUCUUUUCUGAUUUGAAGACACGAAAGAAUUAACUACAGCUGUCUUUAGCUUUUGAAACAAUUUCCCAGCAGUCCGUGCCAUCCCUUCACUAUAUAACGAUGACUGUUAUCAUUGUAUGUGUAUAGUACUUGCCUCACAAGAGAUGUGUUGGCUGUGAAAUCAUUGCUAACAGACAGCAGUGUACACUUAGUGUAAAUAGUGACCCUUCUCACCUACACAGUAAAUCACCCCACCGUGAAGAGGCAGAAUUGUGGAAUAGUGCCUGUUCGUACUGGAACACGCCCAGCAGCCAGCUCUCCUGCUCUGCAGUAGACCAAGUUACUCUGGGACUGCUGUUAAGAGCACUCAGAGGCUGGAUCUCAGCUUUGUCACUUUUUUAUAUAGCUGAGAAAGAAAAGGGCAGCCCCCCUAAAUUUCUAUACUUCACACUGUAAUAGCUUGCUAGGGUAAGUGUGCAAUCUACAGUUAUUUAAAGUGACUGUUUUUCAUCCACUUCUCAUCUUUUCUGUGAAGAAAAUGUUGGUCUAGCAAGGAUAUUAUUUGUGCCUUGAGGAUAGCAAUUACAGAUUUGCCUAAAUUAUGGUAUUUUGUUACUUUGUUUGGAGAGAGUAAUGCCAGUCAUCUUCAAAGAAGACAAGGUAAAGACAUAUUCACUCAUCAAGAACCGCUAGGUUUAACGAUGGGAGCAGGGUCAGGUUUUCUUUGAGGUGGGGGGGGCGCAGUCUGUGUUUGGAAGAUCUUGAAUUUUUGAUUGUUGGCCAACUUUCAGGCAAAUAAGAAUCAGUGUGGCCUAUAUGUUUUCUAAGUUUACAAAAUAUGUUCUGACAUACAUGUGUGCUGCUGAAGGCUAAAUCCUCAAAAUAAAAGCUAAUAAGAGAACUAAUAAUUCAUCAGAGUGAAUUGCUGGUGUUGCUACUAAUUCUUAUCCCCAUAGGAUUGUUGGUAAUGGAUAAAAAACAUCCUGGGCAAGUAAACUUUGGUCACAGUUUGCUUUGGUCACAGUUGCCUAUUAUUAUGGGUUUUAAAACAUAAAGCCUUAACUUAGAAUUUCAUUGUUGUAGAAUCAUCACUGCCUUAAUGUUCAAACAUCUAAGUCCCCUGAUAAAGGAGCAAUGCAUGUUUGUUUAUUGUUUUUUGUAGACAUAACUGCAGUGAUCUAUGGCUUAAACAAACAAAAAAAAAUGUUUCUGUGACAGUGUUAAUCAGACCUUAAGUUAACAGAAAAAUGGAGCAUGUAAUAGUUCAUGUACAAGUUAAGAAGUGUUUCCCACCUAAACCUUGGCUUCCUUUGAAUUGUUCUAAGAUUAUUUGUAAAAACAAAUUCAGUAAUUAAAGAGAAGUGAGAAUUCUACCUUUUUUGCAGACUUUUCAACUUUAAUAGUGUGACUUUGUUACCUUAUCUUUUACAAGCUCACACAAUGAAGUGAUUGUGCUAUUUUCAUUAUGGCUUUUCCUUUGUUCAUGAAAAUAUGCUCACAGUUUGCACCAUAUAAAAUGAAGACACCCAUUAUCAAAGUUGCUAUGUAGAAGUAAGUUUUUAAUCUUGAUUAAAAAAAAAAAACUUAGUAUCUUAAGUUUUGGAAAAUUUAUUCAAAGGAAAUUACUCCAUUAUUCCAAUGGAAUGUGAUGAUUUUUGUAAUGGGGGUGCCUUUUAUUCUUUGUAUUCGAUUGACUCUGGCUCUGGGGCAGCUAUUAGAGGGCUAGAAAAUGAAUAGUACUUUACUCAGUCUCUGAUUUUCAAGAAAGCCAAAACAAUGUGUGCUUCUGAUCCCCCUGAAAUAGAGGGAAAAUAAAUUUUUAUGGACUUCCCUAAAAGGUGCUGAGUAAGUUUUGAAACUAAUUAUAACCAGGAGGAAAUAUAUUAAUGUCAGCCUAUUGAUAUUUGGGAAGAUGAAUUGUUUUAUUAAUAGGCAAAUGACAGUGAUCUUUUCGUGUAAUCCUUUUAUGCCCUCAAUUUUAGAAUGACUUAAUUCUAGUUAAAGCCUGCUCAUCAAAUACUGAUUCCAAGGAGUAUUUUCUAACUGGCAUAGCCUCUAAUACAACCUACAGAGUCAUGAGCAAUAUCAGAAUCAGUGGUAUUUAUCCCAGAUUAAAUGUUGGCUUUCUAGUUUCCUUCAAAGUACAUACAGAUUAAAACAUAUGAAACUCUUUUAACAAUUCUCUCAUACUUAGAGGCUCAGUGGAUAGUCAUAAGCCUGCUGUCUUGCCACAAAUAAGACUACUCUGUAGUAUGUCUUCAAGUUCAUGCCUGCUUUCAGGUUUAAAAAAGGAGAGAAAUUGUUUCAUUCAAAGGGAAGAAAGAUUUGUGGUUUGAGCUAAAUGGGAGAAAAAAGCCAUUUUCAUAAAUACAUGUGGCGAUCAGUUUGCCAGCAGUCACUAAGGAGUGUCAUGCACAGCACUGCCUGCCUCUUAGCCAUGCUGUUUUGGCUCAGGCAGUGAAUAUGAAGAAAGUAUUGCUGAAAGUGGAGAAUUCUGAAUAACGGCAUUAAAUGUAAGUACAUUAACGUAGCAUCUUAGAAUAGUCUUAUAACCUUGUCAAAACAAUGAUGCUUGUUCACAUAAAAGAGAAGAGAAAGCCAACAGCUCUAAUUAGUACCGGCUAAUGGACCAGAAGAGAGAUUGUCUCCAAGAAAAACACACUUAUUAUGAUCACUCCUGAAAUGGGCCUAGGCAGGCACCACCAGAAGAUUCUGCUCCUGAAGGGCCAGGGAGAAAUGGGGACUCCUUUGGGCCUUUAGGCCUGGAGCACCUCACUUCACGUAAGGCAAGCAUGCCAUCUCCUACAUUACCCCUAUGAGGGUUCUGCCUCUUAAAAAAAAGUAAAGCUCUCAGAGAAGCUGCUGCAAAGGCAUUGGAUUCUAGAAUUAUUGACUCCCAACACAAAUGGAUCGGUUUUGCCCUUGGCAAAGUCUGAAAACAUUAGUUGUCACAACUAAAGGCAUCCAUUAUUGGCAUCUGUUAUUAAUGGAUCAAGUCCAUAGAUACCGCUAAAUACCCUAUGCUGCACAAAAGAGCCCCCACCACAAAGAAGGAUCCAGUCCCAAAUGCCAGCAGUGUAAACAGGGCAAAGCUCUGCUUAGAGGUAAUCCAGUUGGAUUGUGGAGUCUCAGCUUAACCACAGGUACAGUAUGGAGUUUGGUGGCUUUAAGCUUUAUCUUCUUGGCUCUCCCAAGAAUAGGCACAAUGGGUUAAAGCACCACAUUAUGAAGCUCUGAGAAGCCACUGCAGCACUAGUU